Molecule: messenger RNA, 2052 nt
Organism: Exophiala xenobiotica
Lineage: Eukaryota; Fungi; Ascomycota; Eurotiomycetes; Chaetothyriales; Herpotrichiellaceae
Exons: 2
Coding region: 1-2052 (683 amino acids)
Molecular function (GO): protein binding
Source: RefSeq, a predicted model, not a curated record
AUGGCCUUCGGCGACAUUGCUCCAAUCCAGCCACCAGCAGUGUCUCAUGGCACUGGAAUGGUCACAGUCGUUGUUGGCAGAUACCACGAAGAGUUCAGUAUCCAUAGCGCCCUGUUGGCCUCAACCUCACCCGUCUUCCGCCGAUGUGUCUUUAGCCGAGUCGGAUACGAGUCGAACAACACGAAAGUGGAGAUCGACUCCGACUGGGAACCUGGCCACACUAUCACCUUGCACUCAGAGGAUCCCAGUAUCUUCAAAAUCUUCUAUGAUUGGCUUUACUCCGGCCGUAUCCCUGCCGACGACACUGUUCUCAAGUUAGGCCGUUUCCCUCGGUACACUGAUACCUUCUGGUUGGACGUCCUCCGCAUGGCUGACCGACUCGAAAUCACGCAACUCAUUCACAUUGCUCUGCGCAAAUUCGAGGAGCUUUUCGCAAUGAGACGCCUAACUCUCCCGAGCAUACAGUUCAUUGGAUGUCUGUUCGAUGAGGCCGGCAGCCCUUGGGAGUGCUUGCAGCAUCAAGUCAUUGCACAUUUUGCAUACUGCUUCGAGAUGUCUGUCGACUGCAGUGCUUUCAAAGAGCUUUCCGAGAUGCGCCAUGAAUUCUUCCUGAGCGAAGUAGCGCGUGCAUUGCUUGGAAACGUCAGCAUGGUGGAUUGCUACCCGAAUUAUGGCUUUCGUUCUGGUUGGUUUUGUAGGCAGGGUUGUCCUCACAUUCAGCUCCUUGAGCGCAAUGAGAACGAAACAUCGGACCCCUGUAAUGUGUCAGACGCUCCAUGGGGCCAUCGGCAUGUUGACGGUGAUAAGUCAAGCUGGGUUUGGGAUGCGGAUGCCGAUGCUGUCAGUGAUUGCGCUGUGCAGGGUGAUGGGGAUGAAGCCCAUGGUGUCAAUCACGCCAACCUCAGUAAGUCUAGACUGCAGACUCAAAACCAUGCAACUCGUGCCAAUCUUGGACUUCCAAAUGACUUCGUUGGGCCACCUGAGCCACUGGGGUUGGACGAUGCAAGUCGCCCUCCAAGUCGUGUCGGCUUUCCACCACCAUGUUCAGGGUUCAGCAACAUGCCAGGACCAGGCAGAAUGGCCUCUCCAAAGGACUACGAUUACUCAACCAGCUUCACGUCUUCUGGUCCAGGUGCACAAACUCCAGCGUCUGGCUGGACUCCACCAGAAGACCGGCAUACCGAGCAGCCACCAAACAAUCAGUUGUGCUAUCAAUCAACCGGCCAUAUUCAGACUCCAGACCUCAGCGGUAAAUUCGAUGGCUUGAGCAUCGACCAAGCUCCAGGUCAGGCUUUUCCAUCAGAUGCCGCGCCGCCAAGCAACGCAGCACACGUUGUAUGGGGUGUGUCACAAGCUGCAGCACAGAACGCUCAGAUUCAUGCUGCCCGGCACUUCCACAUUCCAGGCCAGGUUCCAGGUCAUAUCCCCACGCAGGCUCCAUUUGCCGGCGCUGUCCCAGCUGUAGCUCAGCCGCCUUUUGCUGUACCAUCUGCCUUCGCUGGACCACCUCAGCUUGCUGUUCAAAAUGCAAGACUCGGACAGGCAUACACUCAUUGGCCACGUAUCACAGCUGCCGCCACUGCACCCACAUGGUACAAUGGUCUCCAAACUGUCAAGUCCCCUGGAUCACCCGUGCCGUCUUCGGCGCCGUUCUACCAAGAGAACUGGUCUCAGAUCAAGUCUAGCAUACCGCCCCUCAUUGAUACUGUAUACGGUACCGAGCGAGCGGACAAGGAGAAACUCAAUACCUGGACCACAACAGCGUUGGGGCAUGAGCAGCUUGGGACGGAUAUCAAGCAGAAGGCAUUGAAGAAGGAAGAUAACGCAUGGGGCGCAUCAGCUGGAGCAAAGGAAGACAAGAAUUGUCCUUGCGGUGGCUGGGGCUCGUGUGAUGGAUGCGCGGACCGGCCCUACAACAAUCAGGAAGUCAAGCCAACUGCGUCUGGUUUGGGUGGUGCUGCGGGAAGCAACAACGGCUUCUCGGGAAAUGGCAAUGCCAAAGCAAACCAGGGCUGGGUUUCAAGCAGCAUCAGUAAUUACAGCGACGGCUAG